CUCCUUUCUGCCCAUUCUUCCCUCCUUACCCAUUUUAAGCCUUUCCUUACCUCUUUUUAAUUCUCUCUCUCACCACCCUUUUCACCACUUCACUCUUUUAAUCUUAUAUAUUAUCAUCUCCUCCCUUUCAAAAAUUAAAAUGUGGCCUCUUUGUCUUGGAGCAAUGCUUAUUAUAGCCAUAACACAUUGGGUUUAUAGAUGGAGAAAUCCCAGUUGCUAUGGGAAACUCCCCCCAGGUUCAAUGGGUUUCCCCCUUCUCGGUGAGACCCUUCAGUUUUUCUCCCCCAACACCUCUUCUGAUAUUCCUCCUUUCAUCAAGAAGAGAAUGAAAAGGUAUGGACCAAUCUUCAAGACCAACUUGGUUGGACGCCCAGUUGUAGUUUCAACGGACCCUGAGCUUAAUUACUUUAUCUUCCAACAAGAGGGUCAGGUGUUUCAAAGCUGGUACCCAGACACAUUCACUAAGAUCUUUGGGCGACAAAAUGUUGGUUCCUUACAUGGGUUCAUGUACAAGUACCUCAAGAACUUGGUGCUCAAUCUGUUUGGUCCUGAAAGCCUUAAAAAGAUGCUCCCAGAAGUCGAACAAACAGCCUGCAGAACAUUAGAGAAGUGGUCGUGCGAGGACAUUGUUGAUCUCAAGGAAGCAACAGCAAGGAUGAUAUUUGAUUUGACCGCAAAAAAACUCAUCAGUUAUGAUUCAACCAAAUCCUCGGAGAACUUAAGGGACAACUUUGUUGCAUUUAUACAAGGACUCAUCUCCUUCCCUCUGGACGUUCCAGGAACAGCUUAUCACAAAUGUCUGCAGGGUAGGAAAAGGGCAAUGAAGAUGCUGAAGAAGAUGCUGCAGGAAAGACGGGAAAUGCAAAAGAAAGAGCAAGAAGAUUUCUUUGACUAUGUGAUUGAAGAACUUAAGAAAGAGGGAACAGUCCUGACUGAAGCGAUCGCUCUGGACCUCAUGUUUGUGCUCCUAUUUGCAAGCUUUGAAACCACUUCUCUCGCUCUCACUUACGCCACCAAAGUACUCUCGGACCAUCCCUUAGUACUCAAGCAAUUACAAGAGGAACAUGAAGCCAUCCUGAAGCGACGUGAAGAUCCUAACUCCGGAAUCACGUGGAAAGAAUACAAAUCAAUGACAUAUACAUUUCAGUUCAUAAAUGAAACCGUGAGACUCGCAAAUAUAGUUCCUGGAAUCUUCCGGAAGGCACUGAGGGAAAUUAACUUUAAGGGAUAUACCAUACCAAAAGGUUGGGCAGUUAUGGUGUGUCCGCCUGCUGUGCACUUGAAUGCGGCCAAAUAUCAGGAUCCUCUUUCCUUCAACCCACGGAGAUGGGAGGGAAUUGAACUAAAUGGUGCCACAAAACAUUUCAUGGCUUUCGGUGGAGGCAUGAGAUUUUGCGUUGGAACAGACUUCACUAAAGUUCAGAUGGCUAUAUUUCUUCAUUGUUUGGUAACGAAAUACCGGUGGCGACCCGUGAAAGGUGGAAAUAUCGUUCGAACUCCUGGUUUACAAUUUCCAAAUGGCUUUCACGUCCAGAUCAUGGAGAAAGAUCAAACGAAACAGGAACCAGAGUUUGACGAAACAAAGUAGAAACCAAAACUCCGCCAGAGAGACUAGUGUAUGGUACAAAUUUAGGCUUGAAAUCUCCCCGGUCCUUGGCAUUUUUAAGGAAAAGCGAGGCAACGCAAUUGUUACGGAAGCCACAAAUGUAACCAUAAUGACGGUUUCUCACUCAGUUUUGAUUAGGUCUCUUCAAAUUGUGUUUUUAUUAGAUUUUCUUCUCAAUAUAUUCAAAAAUAUGACCUUCCCUACCUUACAAAAAGGCAGUGAGGGAAGGGAAGGAAAGUUGUACUUGUAACAAGUGGUGUAAAUGUUUCAGAUUAUAUCCCGAGCUAAUAUACAAUCUGCUUUUGAAAUUCAUAACUUUUACUGCU
Molecule: messenger RNA, 1932 nt
Organism: Vigna angularis (adzuki bean)
Lineage: Eukaryota; Viridiplantae; Streptophyta; Magnoliopsida; Fabales; Fabaceae
Product: cytochrome P450 87A3
Exons: 9
Coding region: 140-1588 (482 amino acids)
Biological process (GO): sterol metabolic process
Molecular function (GO): heme binding; oxidoreductase activity, acting on paired donors, with incorporation or reduction of molecular oxygen; monooxygenase activity
Source: RefSeq, a predicted model, not a curated record